Molecule: messenger RNA, 1663 nt
Organism: Corticium candelabrum
Lineage: Eukaryota; Metazoa; Porifera; Homoscleromorpha; Homosclerophorida; Plakinidae
Product: alanine--glyoxylate aminotransferase 2, mitochondrial-like
Exons: 15
Coding region: 18-1502 (494 amino acids)
Biological process (GO): glyoxylate catabolic process
Cellular component (GO): mitochondrion
Molecular function (GO): pyridoxal phosphate binding; L-alanine:glyoxylate transaminase activity
Source: RefSeq, a predicted model, not a curated record
UGCACCCGGAUUCGGAAAUGUUGGCUUGGCAAACAACUCUUUCUCUUUCGCGCCGGCUUGCCGCUACAGUGCGGAGGACGAGCGCGAGGCUUUUGUCUGCAGACGUCGAACCUCGGAUGCCACCAUGUGACUUCGAACCACUGCCGUUUGAGGGCAUGCCGAGAGACAAAGUGAAGGCAGUUAGGUCGACCAAUCUGUCUCCUGCUGUCUUUUCGUAUUACAAAGAGCCCUUGUACGCUUACCAGGGUCACAAACAAUGGUUGUUUGAUUCAGAAGGGAAACGUUAUCUUGAUUUAUUUGCUGGUAUUGUUACUGUUGGCGUUGGACACUGCCAUCCCAAAGUAGUUCAAGCAACAAAGAGGCAAAUAGACAAACUUUGGCACACUACAAAUAUUUAUUGGCAUUCAACCUUACAUGAAUAUGCUGAGCGAUUGGUGGCUCUUCUUCCCGAAGAUCUCAAUGUAGUCUACAUGUGCAACAGUGGCUCAGAAGCAAAUGAUUUGGCCAUGCUGAUGGCUCGUCUUCACACAGGUGCUUUUGACAUCAUAUCAUUGAGGAAUGCUUAUCAUGGUAUGAGUCCAUAUACAAUGGGAGUGACUGCAUUAGGAAAUUGGACUCAUCAGCUGCCUAAUGGAUUUGGUUGCCAUCAGACAGUUAAUCCUGAUGUGUAUCGUGGACCAUGGGGUGGAUCAAAGUGUCGUGAAUCUAUUUGUCAAGUUGCAGAUAGAAUAUGCAGUUGCUCCCCUGGUGAAUGCGUUGCAAGUGAUAAGUAUGUUGAACAACUGGAUGACAUGAUGAAGCAUAGCAUGCCGAAGAAGAUUGCAGGAUUUAUGGCUGAAUAUAUUCAGGGUGUUGGAGGUACCGUUCAUCUUCCCAAAGGAUUUCUGCCAGAUGCUUACGAGUUGGUACGACAAAGGGGUGGUGUCUGCAUAGCAGAUGAGGUUCAAACUGGGUUUGGUCGGGUUGGAACACAUUUUUGGGGCUUUCAACAGGCAGGAGUCAAACCUGAUAUUGUUGUUUUAGCUAAGUCAAUUGCCAAUGGAUUUCCAAUGGGUGCUGUUGUCACUAAUGCUACGAUAGCAAAAUCUCUUACUGGAGCGCUUCACUUCAAUACUUAUGGAGGAAAUCCUAUUGGAUGUGCUGCUGCCAUUGCUGUUCUUGAUGUAAUAGAAGAGGAAAAGUUGCAGGAGAGAUGUCGUACAGUAGGGGACUACUUCAUGCGAAAGCUGUUGGAAUUGAGAGAUGAAUACGCAGUGAUUGGAGAUGUACGUGGCACUGGGUUAAUGCUGGGAAUGGAGAUGGUUGAUGACCAGGAAACAAGGAAGCCAAUGGCACCCCAAAGGGUAAAUGCUUUGUGGGAUGAUACAAAGGACCUUGGCAUUCUUGUUGGGAAGGGUGGUCUGUAUGGCUCGACGUUUAGGAUCAAGCCACCGAUGUGCAUCACAGAAGAAGACGUUGACUUUGCCAUCGCCGUCUUUCGGAAAGCUCUGAAUCGUCUGUAGUAUAGUGAUAUUGCAGGACAAGCCCCGUCCCUAUCAAUUCACGUGAUGAAAUGAUUGAAAUGCGAUACGCAUGGUUUGAAUACCGUCCAAUUAAUUAUGUUAGAUAUGUACAUGUUAAGUUGUGUGGGACGUCACUGUACAGUACAGUGUAUGGUACCGUA